Molecule: messenger RNA, 730 nt
Organism: Triticum urartu
Lineage: Eukaryota; Viridiplantae; Streptophyta; Magnoliopsida; Poales; Poaceae
Source: RefSeq, a predicted model, not a curated record
AUGGAUCCGGCAUCCGAGGAGCUCAAGCGCCGCGGCCACUACCUCAGCUCGCUCAUCCGCCGCACCAAGCUCAAUGUCGCGCCCGCCCGGCCACCUCCUACUUCUCACCCGGAGCCAGAGACGAAGCUGGAGUGGGAGCGCUCACCCAUCCGCCGCACCAAGCUCAAGCUCAACGCCGCUCCCGCCCUCCCUCCUUCUACCACUCACCCGGAGACUAAGAAACUGGAGCGGGAGCUGGGACGUAAGAGCCAGAACCUCGUGGAGGCCAAGGUGGUGGUGGAGGAGAAGGAAGUGAAAGAGGGCGACGGAAAGGGGAAGGAGGAGAGGAAGGUCUCGGUGCGGGUCCGGGCGGCCGACAUGCCGGUGGUGCUACAGCGGCGCGCGAUCCGGCUCGCCUACGAUGAUGUCUCUACAACACUGCGGGCCGACGGCAAGCGUCUAGCCCUCGCGCUCAAGAAGGUACACCAUCCAUCUCGUGAUAAAAACUUCAACCGGUUACUGCUCUUUGGUAGCUAGGGAUAAAUGCUUGUGCACUUGUGCCGCGAGCACAUUGUUGAAAUCGUUUGGUGUUGUGGACCUGGUGCAGAGAAAAUGCAGUCAUGCAGUGGUAGUAGAUAUGCAAGUGAUUCAGAUUUAGAACAUCUCUAGCAGAUCCGCUAAAAUCCGAUACUGCAAAAUCGUUUGAGGCAUGCCACAAAAACAAUUUUGCGCGAACGUGAAUGCCCCAGCA